Messenger RNA from Megalopta genalis, 1851 nucleotides. RefSeq names its product jerky protein homolog-like. Gene Ontology annotation, cellular component: nucleus. The record is from RefSeq and is a predicted model, not a curated record. Gene Ontology annotation, molecular function: DNA binding. Lineage: Eukaryota; Metazoa; Arthropoda; Insecta; Hymenoptera; Halictidae.
ACAAGCGGCAUUACGUCGCGAGAUCUCGUCUGUGACAUACGUACGGACAGUAUCGGUGUCGCGACAGAACACGUCCAUGGGAGCGAAGCGGUUAAUAAUAAGUGAUAUAUAAAUUGUGGCAAUUAAUUAAUCGUUUUAUCUCUAAAUACAUACACAUAUCUUUAAUAUUAAUAUUAUGGCACCAAGAAAAAAAUAUACGUUAUUAAACAUGCAGCAACGCUUGGAUGUCUUGAAGGAUUUUCGAGAAACAAGAUUGUCAUCUAAACAAAUUGGAAUGAAAUAUGGCGUUGGAAUCAAAACAGUCCGACACAUUUUAAACAAUGCUACAAAAAUUAAUGAGUUUGCAGAUAAAAGUAAACGCGAACUUAAGCGACAAAGAAUAAUAGAGCCAGUAUAUAACGAAGUGGAUAAACAAUUAUUGGCAUGGUACGUGCAAAGAAGAACGCUUGGUGACCGUAUAACAGACAAUCUCAUGUUACAAAAGGCGACGGAAAUAAAAGAAAAUUUGCCAUCAUGUUCGCGAUUUAAAGUGAGUCGUGGCUGGUUAAUCAAAUUUAAAAGACGUCAUGGCAUACGCUUAGUAAAGAUGUACGAGGAGAAAGGUAAUGCUGAUCAGGAUGGAGCAGAUGCUUUUGUAAUUAAUUUUAAGAAAAUAAUAGAGGAAGAAAAUGUAAAUUUAGAGAAUGUUUACAAUAUGGACGAAAGUGGACUUGUAUGGAAGGCUCUUCCAACGAAAACAGAAGAACAAAAUCUUAGUGGACAUAAGGCGAAAAAAGAUAGAAUUACAAUUGGCCUAUGUGCAAAUGCAUUAGGCACACAUAAGAUUAUGCCUAUUGUAAUUUACAAAUAUAAAAACCCAAGAGCUUUGAAACACGAAGUUUCGUUACCUGUAUUCUUUAAAUCGCAGACAAACGCAUGGAUGGACAAAACAUUAUUUUUAGAUUGGUUUGAAAAUCAUUUCAAACCAUCUGUAAAACGAUAUCAAGAGGAAAAGCAAAUAUCAGGGAAAGUAAUCCUAUUGUUAGACAAUUGCGAAGCCCAUAAAGUUUCGCUACAACAAGAUGAAGAUUUUAAAAUUAUAUAUUUACCACCCAAUACAGCGUCUAUUCUUCAACCGAUGAAUCAAGGGAUAAUAGAGAAAACAAAAAGGGUUUUCCGCCAGAAACUCCUGCAACGUGUUUUAACGUAUGAUGGGGGAAUAAAUGAAUUUUAUGCCGACUACACAAUAAAAAACUGUAUUGACAUUUUAUCCGAAUCCUGGUCAGAAAUUACACAAAGUGACAUUAAAAAUGCAUCGAAUAAGAUUAUUAAUCCUGCUGGUUGUUCCAUUCGGCCGAAAAUAGAGCUUGAACCUAAUUGGCAGUGCAUGAUGAGUGAGAUCACAGGAGAACAAUGCACCCCGGCGUAUGUUACACAAUAUUUCUUAAACUGCGAGGAAGCAGAAAGAGGGGACGAAAACAUAGAAAUAAAAGAAGAAACGACAGAAAUACAAGAAGAACCACAAGAAAUAAUUUAUGAAGAAAUUGGGGACAAUGAAUUACGAGUAAUAUUUGACAGAUUGACAUUUUACAGUGCAAAAGCACCGACUUGCAUACAAUGCAUGGUACAGGGACUAAAAAUAUUUUUCUUGGGCAAGGAAAAUUGAAUAAGAAAACAAAGGAGAACCAUCACCGUUGGCCAAGUUACUACACGAUUCCAUGGAUGAUAUGCCACAAAACAAUUUAGUAUAGAAUAUCAUUUUUCAUUUACCUAAUUAGCACAUAUGCAUAAUUAUGUAUAAUAUCAAUGCAACUUUUGAAUGUAAACAUAAUGAUUACACUUGUGAUAAAUAGAUUACAUUAGUAUAUUAUU